CCAUUGGUAGCUAUGCAGACAAGCUUAUCCCAGACCUAUUGGGUAUGGUGCAUUAUGGGAAGAUAUACGCGCCUGAUAGAAACCCCUGCUAGAAGAGCCGACAUUCAGGCACAGGCACAGACAGGAUACUCUUGAGUGGAACAGCAAACAGGCGGGUUGUUGGUUGGACUGAUUUUGGUUAGCGUCUAGCAAGACAUUUUCGGAUCCUUUAGUAUCUGAUACUACUCCUUCAACAAAUCAACAACAAGAUGUCGGACAGGAAGGCUGUAAUCAAAAAUGCGGACAUGUCAGAGGAGAUGCAGCAGGAUGCUGUGGACUGCGCGACACAAGCGUUAGAAAAGUACAACAUCGAAAAGGAUAUCGCUGCGUACAUCAAGAAAGAAUUCGACAAGAAGUACAAUCCUACAUGGCAUUGCAUUGUCGGAAGGAAUUUCGGCAGCUACGUCACUCAUGAGACAAGGCAUUUCAUUUACUUCUACUUGGGCCAGGUGGCCAUCCUACUCUUCAAGAGCGGCUAAGCACUUACCUGUUUCCAAAUAGAAUUCUUAAUUUCUGUUUUCAUACGAAUCAAAAUAUUCCAUUUGUUUAUAUGUUAAAUGUUAUGAUGAUUUGAACAAAAUUUCAUCCUCUGUGUUGUAUUCAUAAUAUACUUAAUGCACUACCCUAUGUAUUCCCAGUGUAAUCGUAGUUGCGAUGGCUAUUCUAUUUCGUGUACCCUUCUGCUGAUUUCUUCUUAAUAUAGAACAUGUAACCCAAUGUAAUACCUACUCUAUCAUACUCCCACAGCUAUCCCCAACUCUUCAAGCAUGUUUGUUCAAUGUGUGACUACAAUGAUAAAUUGCAUUGUAGGACGUAGAUGUAUCUAUCCGAAUUAAAUGUCUCAAAAUCGCAGUAUAUCCUUCUCAGCAAUGUUGUGUGUUCACUUCCUGUUGAAGUGUUCUAUCAUGUGUAUGUAAUUUCAUCAGUGCUAUCUGUCUCUCCAGCAGUAGAUUAUUAGUAACAAUUGACCUGAUAAUUAUAACCUAUAUUUUUCAACUUAUUGGAAUAUUUAAUAUUCUCAUAAUAGCUGAGUUUCAUUGAAACUUUUAUUUAUUAUGUAUUCAUUUAUCUAUAAACUGUUCAUUUCUUUGGGUUUCCUUGUGUAGACUCACAUUUUAUUUCACAGUUAUAAUAAUUAUUUGAAUUCCAAAUCCAAUGUAAGAAAUUGAUGUGUUUCAUGUGAAAUGUCUCUGUUAAUCAACGAACUACAGGGUGAUAAAAAAGCUCCUCCGCAGUGAACUAUAAACUAAAAAAAACACUCCAUUACUCAAAAACAAGUAUUUAUAACAAUAACAAGGUGUUAAUCUACCAAACUUGCGUGUACAUUCAUUACAGUAGAGGGGGGAAGAAGUUGGAGUAAAUAGUCUAACGAGUUUCUAAACAGAACACAAUCUUCAGCUAAAACUGAACGCAGGUACUGCGGAGAGACUUUUUGAUUGCCCGGUAUUUUAUCUUAUCCAAUAUUUUAAUUUGAAUUAUAGUAUAUUAUUUGAACGCCUCCAACUCAUAUCGCCCAAAAAUGUUAUUUAUAUGAUUUAUUUAAUAAAUUACAUAGUGAAUGAAUAUACUGUAUGAAACCAGCUGGUAGGUUUUGGGACUUAAGGGGACUGUUAUGCCAUUGAUAUAUAAUAUCACUGUUAUUCACUCAAAUAUAAUAUAGCUUAUAUUGUUUCUGCGAUUCAAUAAUCAAAUUAUUUCAAUAGAUUUGUAAUAUUUUGGAAAGAUCAGCGUGAACGUUUAACGUUUUUCAUUAGAGCAGAAACCUUUCAUCUGUAUUGUGUCUUGAAAUAUUUAUUUACUAUUUAUACUUUUAUUCAUGAAUUAAUGCAUCACAUAUUUGAAUGAAGCGUCCUGAACAGUAUUAGGUUUUAAUUGCUUGUAACAUAACAUUUAACAAGACUUAUUUUUUGAUUCGUAUUGAAAUUAAUAAUCUCUACUUAUCUGUUAUUUUAUUAGAAUCUUUGCAUAGAUUUCAUAUUUUUGUUGAUUUUGCCCUGGUCCUAGGAAUUUUAGUCCUGUUGAGUUUAGCUGAGUUGAUCUCCUUGUAAUACCAUAUGACCAAGCAUUUAUUUCUCAUUAACUAGAAACUAUUUUGAAUAGAGAUGAUUCGACCAGAUUUCACAUGCAUGGCUACUUCAAAAUCUUAAUUACUGUUGAUGUUGGGAACUCUUAUCCUAGGUAGAAAGCGGGAAAUUUUUUCUUUCAAAUCCAAGCCAAAAAAUCAAAAAAUUCCAAGCUUUCUAACUUCAAAAACAUCUUCAAGAACAGGGGACUACAGCCUAGGAUACAGAUGCCCAGCCUUUACAGUGUCAUUUUGAAGUAGCCUAUCAGAGCCAGUGCAGGUGAAUUAUCCUGUCAAAUCAGAUCAAUUCAAAAUAAUGUUCAAUAUGAAUCUUGAUUAUUUGUAAACUAAUUCUCGACUAUUUGUUAUUGACUUGUUUCUGUUAUUAGCAUCUUAUCUGAACUUAAUACAAACUCCAGUUAUUUUUUUAUUACUUUUUGAAAUAGCAAAAUAAGAUUAAUCUCAGAAGUAACAGACUUGUGUAUUCACACUAUAAAUGCUAAAAAAUUGAUUGAAUAAUAUUAUCGCUUCACUAUUAUUAUAAAUGGUUUAUAAUUUGAUUUAACAGUAACAUCAUGACCAUCUAUGAAACUUUUCUGUUACCAUAUCUUUUUAUAACAUGAAAUGGAAUUCAAGUUUCCUAAUCCCACUAGCGAGCGGUAGGUUGAAUCCAAAUCAACGAGUUAUAAUUUGAUUGAAAAUUAAGGUGGAUUAAUUGAAUGUUUAUUUUAUGUGAAGGGCAUGGUUGAAGAAAGUACAGGUGAGAACUGUUUGUCUGAACAGUUCUAUUGUUGCGACUUUUGAAGGCGCGGUUUAUUUUUGUUGUAGGAUAUGAGAAAGAUUUUUUAUUGAUAGUUUAUAUAAAUGUUAUCGGUAGUCUCUUCUAGAAUAAGAAUUUUCUUUAAGUAACUUUGUGUAGCAUUGUGGAUCAACUGCUUCAAAUAACAAUUUUUAUUUGGAAAAUUCACUUGAACUAUUCGAAUAUAAUUUCAGUUUAGAACGAUGAAAUGAACUAGAUAUUGUCAUCAGUUUACAUUGAAACCUCUGGUAUCAUUCAUGUUUCUCCUAUUAAAGUAUAUUAGCCUCAAGUUUAGAAAUAUCGAUGUAUUAGUAUUAGACCUAUUCCCAUUAAAUUACUGAGUAAUCUCUAUUAUUGUUUUUCAAGAAAUUUCAGUUAAUAUAAGCAGCAGAGUUAUAACAGUGAAUUAAUUGAUUCAAUCCAACUUUUCUAAGUUUUGUUAUGAUAUUUAUUUAGUUUGGUACUAAAAAUGUAUUAUGAAAUUUCAAAUAUAUCUUGGAAAGAUUGCUUGAACUAUUUGAUGAGAUUUUUAUUUAUCUAGAAUUCACUUUAACGAAAUGAAAUUAAUUAUUAAAUGGUAUUAUUUUCGAAAUAUUGUAAACCAAAAGGUUCAUUUUAUGUGCACAUUUGAUGAGGAGGUCUUUUCAAAAUCUUUAGUUCUUUCUAGAAAUUAGUUUAUUUAUUUAUACAUUGAUGCAUACAAUACACUAUCAUUCUCAAUAAUAAAUUAUGAAUUAUUGACCAAAAACUACAUAGAGUCCAUAUUUUGAUUUUAAAUACUACAAAACCAGACUAAUAUUCACAAAAAUAUUUUGUCUCAACACAAGAAUAUUUUUACACUCAGUAGAUUUCACAAAUAUCUGAUCUUAUUUUGUAAUAAUGUCUAGUUUUAUCAAAUACAGUACUGGGUAAAAUUAAUUUUAACUUAGCUUUGGUUGUGGACAUGAAUUGGCUAAAAAUUAAUUGGUCCGUGUAAUUUUCAAACUACAUAAUCAGUCACACACUAAUAUUCUUGCAUUCCCUAAUCAAUUAAUGUACUACAUGUAGAUGGCAUAAUCUCGACAUUCUUUAAAUAAAAAAUGUGUGCUCAUCUAAUUAAUUGUGUAACUGUUCAUAAUAAGUAAACAUAUAUGUAAUAUUAUAGAAUUAGUGCAUAAGAAAAGCAUUGAGGAAUUCAUUUCAAAUUUGUAUUUGAAGUUCAGUUGGCCGAAAAUGAUUACCUGCCAUAUUUAAUUAUAUUAUUAGAUAUUUAAUUGUGUUCAAAUUUAGUUAUCUGCUGUAUCAUUUAUGUUAGAAACUGCUCUGUAUUAGGAAUUCAAAAGUUCCUAUUUUCAUCUUUGAAUUGUGUAAAAUAUGAGAAUGUUUUCUUCAUAUUACUUUACUACGAUAUUAUGAUAUUACUUUUACAGAGUUGUGACUUGAAGAUUUUAUUUUUCUGGAAGUGGGUUGGUAGGUUUUCGAUCCCUAAUGUCUAAUCAGAACCAAAUCUUGAUCUUUUGAAGAUUUAAGUUGUGAGAUCUCUUAGUUUCUCAACUGUAUCUUUAAGUUUGUUCCAUUCAUUAUUUAAAUUUAUUUCCAUUUAAGGGACUGCUGGAUAUCUGUACUGAAUUUGAUGUAUUCAUGAUGUUUGUAACUUUUACAUUUAAAAAUAAAUUUGUCUCAUAUCAUAAA
Messenger RNA from Nilaparvata lugens (brown planthopper), 4571 nucleotides. RefSeq names its product dynein light chain 1, cytoplasmic. NCBI's taxonomy places the organism in Eukaryota, Metazoa, Arthropoda, Insecta, Hemiptera, Delphacidae. Gene Ontology annotation, cellular component: cytoplasmic dynein complex. Gene Ontology annotation, molecular function: dynein light intermediate chain binding; dynein intermediate chain binding. The record is from RefSeq and is a predicted model, not a curated record. The coding region runs from base 249 to 518 and encodes 89 amino acids. Gene Ontology annotation, biological process: cilium assembly; microtubule-based process. The transcript has 3 exons.